GGUGCAGCGAACCACGGAGGACCCAUCAAAAACGGAAGAUACACAGAAAACGCUGCCUGCGUCAGACCCGACGGCCUCCCAUGAUCCCUCUAGCGUGAAACCGUUGACUGACCAAAAAGCAGAGACGCCGAGCAUGACAACGGGUGGGAACGCCAUUUCGGAGUUGGAGACGGUCAACGAGGAGAAGAAGGCAGAGGAGAUGCAGCCGGCGCACAGUCCGCGGCCCAAUCGGCGCCGUGAGCGCGACCGCUCCGACGACGAGGCCUCGCCCGAGCGGGCCCGCGAGCGCCGCCGCGACGACGACCGCCAGCGCAGCGUCCAGCCCGUCCUUCCCGCGGAACCGGACGUCGCGGCGUCGCAUCCGGCGCCGGGAACUUCGCCGAGCGGAGGACAGUUUAUCUUCGGCCAAAAUCUCAACUCCCGCGUGACCAACGCCGCCUCCGGACCGGCGCCCUUCUCGGGAUUCGGGGGCUUCGCGGCGCUGGCGCAGACCUCCUUCGGGACGGGCUUCGGGGGCUUCAGUGCCGGGACAGCGGCGCCCGCCUCCGGCUUCCUCUUUGCUCAAGCCCUGCAGUCGCAACAGCCCAAGACCCCUUCCGCGGACGAGCCGGAUACGAAAACAGAGGGCGCGGUCAAUGGGAAAGCCAAGGCCGGUGAGGACCCCGUGGAGCCCCAUUCCGGCUCGUCGCUGGCCGAGUCGGCGCGCAUCGAGUACGCCGCCAAGAACCAGAAGCCCUUAUUCGAGGAGGUGGACGUGGUGACCGGGGAGGAGGGCGAGUACAAUGUCUUCGAGACCAGUGUGAAACUGUACGGAUUCGACGCCGGCGCGCAGCAGUGGAAGGAGCGGGGCCGGGCGGCGGCCCGCCUCAACGAUGCCGACGACGGGACGUAUUCGCGGCUGGUGGUGCGGAUGGCCGGCACGCUGCGCAUCAUCAUCAACAUGAAGCUGUGGAAGGACAUGGUGGUGAAGCGCAUGUCGGAGCGCAGUGUCUCCUUCUCCGCCCUCGACGCCGCCGACGGCCAACUGCCCAAGGUCUUUCUCAUUGCGUGUUCGGCGGCGGAUGCGGAGACGUUCCACAGUGAGCUGAGCAGUCGCGUGGAGCAGUUGCGCACCGAGGCGCCCCUGCUGAUCGCCACCCGCGGCGCAGAACGCCUGUCCCUCACCGCCAAGGGCGAGUCGGGUCUGGACCGCAGCGACACCUCCCUGGAGGAGAAGCCCCACGACCUCCAUCCCCCCAAGAAGCCCAAACGCGAGGACUGACGCGUGCCCGGCGUGGCGCUAUACUUUUGGCUAGUUUUUAACGGGAAAUGACCGGGAUUUUUGACUUGUGUUAAGAAAACGGGAACGAUCCGGGAUGGUAUUGUGUUAUUACUGGUGUUCCGGGAAAUUCCCAUGUAUUUUCGUUUUGGGGAGGAUGUUUUGUGGGUGGGGGGGAAUUGGAGAUUUUUUUCGGUUUAUCCUUUUCCGCGAGUAUUUUUGUCGGACCGGCAAUGGCAAUAAAAAAA
This is a messenger RNA of Paramacrobiotus metropolitanus, 1506 nucleotides long. Its product is annotated as ran-binding protein 3-like. The record is from RefSeq and is a predicted model, not a curated record. Gene Ontology annotation, biological process: protein export from nucleus. The coding region runs from base 134 to 1261 and encodes 375 amino acids. Gene Ontology annotation, cellular component: cytoplasm; nuclear pore. The transcript has 7 exons. NCBI's taxonomy places the organism in Eukaryota, Metazoa, Tardigrada, Eutardigrada, Parachela, Macrobiotidae. Gene Ontology annotation, molecular function: GTPase activator activity.